UAACACAACAAACGCAAGAGGGUAGGCCACACUUCACAACAAAACCAAAAUGCUUUAUCGUGCACUGUUUCAGCUGGCAGUUCUCGCCACGUUCCAUGGCACAUCGGAGGGAGACACUCCGGCGGUGACUGCCCCGCUCCCCACGGCGGCGAGAGAUUUCUUGGAGGCGCACAAUGAGGCGAGGGCGGCGGUGGGCGUUGAGCCGCUGCGGUGGAGCGAGCAGGUGGCGAACGUGACGAGCAAGCUGGUGCGGUACCAGAGGGACAAGAUGGGGUGCCAGUUCGCCAACCUAACAGCCGGAAAGUAUGGGGCGAACCAGCUAUGGGCGCACGGCACGGUGGUGACGGCUCGAAUGGUGGUGGAGGAGUGGGUGAAACAGAGACAGUUCUACAACCACACCGACAACUCGUGCGUGCCCAACCACAAGUGCGGCGUGUACACGCAGGUGGUGUGGAGGAAGUCGGUGGAGCUCGGAUGCACUCAAGCGACGUGCGUGAAAGAGGAUGCUAGCUUGACCAUUUGCUUCUACAAUCCCCCAGGGAACUACGUUGGGGAAAGCCCUUACUGAUUCUUCCUCUUCUAAGUAUCUCUCGGUUUUAGUUCCUUUCAUAUAUCUAGGUUAAUGAUGUUUGUUUGUGUCGUGAAGUUCUGCUAAUUAAUCCUCUGAAACUGAUAUAUAUUUAUGUGUAAGGUAAUGAGUUUUUUUCUGAAGUAGAAUCAGAUGCCAUGAAGCCACAUUGCAUGGAUUUUGAUGCUUAA
This is a messenger RNA of Vigna angularis (adzuki bean), 759 nucleotides long. Its product is annotated as STS14 protein. NCBI's taxonomy places the organism in Eukaryota, Viridiplantae, Streptophyta, Magnoliopsida, Fabales, Fabaceae. The transcript has a single exon. The coding region runs from base 50 to 568 and encodes 172 amino acids. The record is from RefSeq and is a predicted model, not a curated record.